Mercenaria mercenaria is the source of this 3249-nucleotide messenger RNA. RefSeq lists its product as uncharacterized. Gene Ontology annotation, molecular function: protein binding; ubiquitin-protein transferase activity. Gene Ontology annotation, cellular component: nucleoplasm; chromatin. The coding region runs from base 45 to 1532 and encodes 495 amino acids. The record is from RefSeq and is a predicted model, not a curated record. Gene Ontology annotation, biological process: positive regulation of DNA-templated transcription. NCBI's taxonomy places the organism in Eukaryota, Metazoa, Mollusca, Bivalvia, Venerida, Veneridae. The transcript has 7 exons.
AUCUGUGUUAUACUAUAAAUGAAAGUUUAUACUAUGCGUAAAAUAUGGAUGUACCUGGACGUAAAUUUUUGUACGAACAAGGAUCCGAGGAAUUUGUAGAUAUACCUUGUAAACCAUGCGAAGAUGAAGGCAAAUAUACGGCAUCUAACGGAUUAUGUCAAGAAUGUGAAGAAAAUAUGUGUUCAACUUGCUUCAGACAUCAUAAGAAGGGGAAGUUUUGUAAAGAUCACGUGUUGCUUGAUCAUCGAUAUGGUGGUAGUAUACAGAAAGGAGCAGGUGCGUCUGAUGAAGGGCUAGAAAAAUGCCAACAACACCUUAAAGAGUUAAUCAAGUUUUAUUGUCCAACUCACGAACAGGUUGGUUGCGGGGACUGUAUGAUUCUUGAGCAUAAACCUUGCAAAGUUGAAUAUAUUCCUGAGAAGGCGACAAAUUUCAAAGACAGCAAAUCCUUUGAAUCGGUUGUCAAAGAUGUAAAAGGUUGCAACAAUCAAAGUCAAGAAUGCUUGUCAGCAAUACAGUUAAACAGGAACGUAGCCGAGACUGUACAUGCAAAGUUUAUUGAUGAUGCAGAAGCAUUUAGGGAUGAAAUUGUCAAUCAUGUUAAUAAACUAACGGCUGAUAUCUGUGCUCAAGCGACAGAUAUCAAAUCAAAGAAUAUUAUUGUCUUCGGAAAACUUGAAAAAGAAGCUACUGAUAUUUCACAUGAAAUAAUUUCAAUGGAAGAAACACUGCAGUCGCAGCAAGAUCAGCCAAACAAACUGUUUGUGGCCUCAGUACAGAUUAAACAGAAGCUGAAAAGCUUAAAAGAGAAGUUAGAUGAAAAUAAGAAGAAAAAUGAAACAACUGAAUACAGUUUUCAAAGAGAUAAUCAAUUAAAAAAUGCAGUAAUGCGAUGCAACGGUCUAGGACUUAUUCAGCAUUGCCCAGACAAAGAACAAGAUAUCGAUGCAAAGCUUGAAAAUAGUCUGUUAACGCCAGAAAAGGAGGCAAAACAGGCAACAGUCAAUAUUCCAAAGGCACAGCCUUUAUUGGAACGGAAGCUGAGAAUCGACAACAUUCAUGUAGAUGGUGACUGUCUUAGUUUUAACAGUGGUAACCCUACGGGGAACUUAAACGGUGUGUACAUUGGUGAUAUCAGAAUGACAAGUGGAUGCUAUUUUGAAGUAGAAAUCAUAAGAAGUGGUGGCAUGGCCGGAUCUGUAGGGAUAGGCAUUGUUCCUAAAGAUUACCCUGAGAAAGACUUUCCUGGAUGGCGAAAAUUUUCAGCUGGUUACCAUUCAGACGAUGGACGAGUUUUUAUUGAUAGUGAUUUUGGAGAACCGUUUGGACCACCCUGUGGUGAUAAUGACACAAUGGGCUGCGGGAUAGCUAACAUGUCAGCGGUUGGUGUACGUGUGUACUUUUCAAGAAACGGACGACAGAUAGGAGAAAGGUUAUUACGUACACAGAAAACGCUCUACCCGGCAGUUGCUAUGGAUACGUAUGGACAGAAAGUAAAGGUUAUUUUGGAAGCAAAAGCACCAGAUACUUAAAUUAUUAAAGACUUUGACAUAGUACACACACACUUAGGUCGAGAAAGGAGUGAAAUGGCUUAAGCUUUUGAAGACUUAUAAAUAAGUUAGAUGUGAAAUAACGAGAGAGAGAGAGAGAGAGAGAGAGAGAGAGAGAGCGAGCGAGCGAGCGAGAGAGAGAGAGCGAGCGAGCGUGCGUGCGUGCGUGCGUGCGUGUGUGCUAAAGUCUAAAACAGAAGGCGGAAAGAUCAUUGAGAGGUAUUUAUAACUAAGGAUUAACUAUGACUGCUGGACUGGAUGCUUAGCUGAACAUCGAAUUCUUGCAUGAAAAUGUAACAAUCGUCUACUAUGUAUUAUGUAUUAUGACUACAUGCACUAGGCGUUUGCGUACAAAAUGUAAAAAUAACAUGCAUCGGAAAGUUUAAGCCGGAACUCGAAUUGGACUCGAUACGGUGGUUUCACAUCGGCUUGUAACAGUAAAUAUGAUAAUGACAAAGAUGACAAAAACGCUACAACCUCCACACAGAGAUUAUAAUAUAUUUAUCUUGUUACUGGUUUUAAUUUACGAUAACUUGACAGUGAGGUUACAAAGAUCAACGAUGUUUAAUGAUUAAAAUAGGACAAAUCAGUGUCAAAUAUCAGCUGUAUAAUAAUAUUUAGUCAAGAAGAAACAAAGCGUUCUGCAUCGCAGUGAUAACCAGCAAUACCUGUCAAUGAAGUAUAACGUUUUUAAAAGUAGGUUUGUCAUUUCCUUUUUAUGUUUGCAUUUUUAUUAUAUAUUUUAUUAUGUGAGGUAAAGCCUGUUUUAGCUUAACAUUCUACAGUUGCGUUGGAAUUAUACGAUGGGGUGUGCAAAAGGAAUGAAAUGCAAUAGAAAAAAUCAGCCAUAUGCUAAACUGGACAACUCUGACAGAGAAAAAGUUGAAAAAAUAGAUUACUUGAGUAAACAACAUAUUGAUAACUUGACCUCCCAGCCAUAUUCAUGUAUACCAUCAUGGGUAAAAGUCUAAGUACUCCACGCCACGUGUGCGUGAAAAAGAAUAAGAAAGAACAUUAGAUCAAUAUAAGUUAAGUUUCUGAAAAAGACUUAUUGAUAUCAUAUUACCCUUGAUUUACCUUUGGAAAUUACUUAUAGCAGAUGUCGCGUAUUCAAUAAAACUACUAACAUUAUCAUAGAUAUCAUCCAGUAAGUGUUUUGCUGUUUAUCUGUGUUACAUGCAAGGAUCAUUGUGAUUGCAAAACACUUACUGGGUGACUCAUAGCAGAUGACGCGUAUUCAAUACAAAACUACUAACAUUAUCAUAGAUAUCACCCAGUAAGUGUUUUGCUAUUAAUUCGUUUAUCUGUGUCAUGCAAUUAUCAUUGUGAUUGCAAAACACUUACUGGGUGACUCAUUGCAGAUGACGCGUAUUCAAUACAAAACUACUAACAUUAUCAUAGAUAUCAUCCAGUAAGUGUUUUGCUAUUAAUUCGUUUAUCUGUGUUACAUGCAAGGAUCAUUGUGAUUGCAAAACACUUACUGGGUGACUCAUUGCAGAUGACGCGUAUUCAAUACAAAACUACUAACAUUAUCAUAGAUAUCAUCCAGUAAGUGUUUUGCUAUUAAUUCGUUUAUCUGUGUUACAUGCAAGGAUCACUGUGAUUGCAAACAAGUAAAAUAAAAACACAAAUUAGUCAGUAUAAGACAUUUGUUAGCAUAAAUGUUUUCUCUUUACUACAAAUAAACUCAACAAAUAUA